AUGGCUCAGUACGAUGUUAUCAUUUUCGGAGCGACUGGAUUUACCGGUUCUCUGAUCCUGAAGUACUUCCAGUCGAAGGGAGGGUACAGGUUGGCGGUCUGCGGACGAAAUCAGAGCAAGCUGGAGAAAGCGAUUGAAGGUUUCCAGUCCAAACCGGAUGUUUACGUGCUGGACGUGGUGAAUGCUACGCAAGAUGAGCUGAAGGAGGUUGUGAAAAAGGCCAAAUGUGUUUGUACGGCUGUGGGGCCUUUCGUUGAAUACGGAGAACCGCUUGUACAGGCAUGCGCAGAGCUCGGGGUGGACUACGUGGACACCAGCGGGGAGAGCACAUUCAUGAGAAAGAUGAUCGAGAAGUAUGACGCAGCUGCCAAGCAGAGUGGCUCUCGAAUUGUGAUUCACUGUGGACAAGAUUGUGUUCCUUGGGAUUUGGCCGUCUGGAAGCUCUGGAAGCUCCUGGGCUCUGAGCUCACAGGAGUCAAGAUCUUCGGCGAAAUGCGGAGUUGCCCGAGCGGUGGAACCAUGAGCACCGCCAUGCUUAACAUGCAGCAGAAACCAAGCAAAAGCUCACUAGGCUUCGAUCCGCUUUAUCUUGCGGACGGAGCGAAGUCCGAGUGCCUGACGCAGGUCGACCUUCCGAAAGGCAGCCAGUACUACGAGGAAAUGGGGCAGAAGGGCGGGCCUUGGGUCAUGGGGCCGGUGAUGGCAAAUGCCGUGCGCCGAACCAACGCGCUCCUUAAGAUGGUGCCAGACUUGAAGUAUCACGAGGCGGUACUGGAGAGCAGCCAGUUUGGCCUGUCGACCCUGACCACCCUCGCCUUGGGUGUAAGCGUGUAUCUUCCCUUCACUCAGCCCCUUUGGUACCGGCUGGGCGUGAUUCCAGAGCCCGGUGUGGGACCGAGCCAGGAGGAGAUGGAGCAAGGCUUCCUGACCCUCACCGUCUUUGCCGACACCAAGAGCAAGAGUCCCAAGUGCAAGGCCGUCAUGAAGUUCUACACGGAUCCCGGCUACAAGGACACCGCGCGGAUGUGCGCAGAGGCCGCCUUGGCCCUGACGGAUCUACCAAAGUCCUCAAGGCAAGGCGGUGUCUACUCACCAGCCGCGGCCUGCGGGGAAGGCCUCUUCCAGCGGCUCCUCGCAACGGGCACCACCUGGGAGGUCACAGACCUCUAA
Symbiodinium necroappetens is the source of this 1170-nucleotide messenger RNA. Lineage: Eukaryota; Dinophyceae; Suessiales; Symbiodiniaceae. The record is from the annotation of a GenBank genome assembly.